UGUAUGUGUGUGACUAGUGUCCGAAUUCAGGGCUUUCUCUUGCAAAGCAGGUACUCUACCACUUGAAUCACACCUUCAGUCCAUUUAGCUCUGGUUAUUUUGAAGAUUGGGAUCUCCCAAACUAUUUGCCUGGGAUGGCCUUGAGCCACUAGUCUCCUGAACUCAGCCUCCUAAGUAGCUAGGAUCACAGGUGUAAGCUACCAUGCCUAGCACUUUGUUAGUUUUUGAUAGGCCAGUCAUAUAGCUGUGUUUUAAAGGUAGAGCGAAUAGCCUUGACUGCACCCUGUGGAAGGAGCAGCUGAGACAGUGUGUUAAAAUAGUGAAAAAGUUUUUUGAGUUGAGAUUUGCGGAUCUGAAAUGAGGCAGUGGUGGUUAGUGAUCAUCAUCAGAGGUGAUAGUCUUGUAAAUGUUUUGUUUCUCACAUUAUCCUUAUCCCAGGUAAUGGAUUUUCCUUUAAAAAAUAUUAAUGUAGGAGCUUUCGUUGGCAGAGUCUUAGAUUGAUAUUGGCUCUUUUACAUGGAUUUGAAUUAUCUGAUUCUUGGGAUAAUAUAACUUUUACCUACUUAAAAAUUGCAGGCUAUUUUACUUGACAGUAAAGAAGAUGGUGAAACUGAUUCACACAUUAGCUGAUCAUGGUGAUGAUGUCAACUGUUGUGCUUUCUCCUCUUCCCUCUUGGCUACUUGUUCCUUGGACAAAACAAUUCGCCUGUACUCCUUAAAUGACUUUACUGAACUACCACACUCUCCAUUGAAGUUUCACACCUAUGCUGUCCACUGCUGCUGUUUCUCCCCUUCAGGACAGAUUUUGGCAUCAUGUUCAACGGAUGGUACCACUGUCCUUUGGAGUACUCAAAAUGGACAGACUUUGGCAGUGAUGGAGCAGCCCAGCGGCAGUCCUGUGAGGGUUUGCCGGUUUUCCCCAGACUCUACUUGUUUGGCAUCAGGGGCAGCUGAUGGAACUGUUGUUUUGUGGAAUGCACAAUCAUACAAGUUACAUAGGUGUGGUAGUGUGAAGGACGGCUCCUUGGUGGCCUGUGCAUUUUCUCCCAGUGGAAACCUCUUUGUCACUGGCUCCUCAUGUGGAGAUUUAACAGUAUGGGAUGAUAAAAUGAGGUGUCUGCAUAGUGAAAAAGCACACGAUCUUGGAAUUACCUGCUGUGAUUUUUCUUCACAGCCAGUUUCUGAUGGAGAACGAGGCCUUCAGUUUUUUCGAUUGGCAUCAUCUGGUCAGGAUUGCCAAGUCAAAAUUUGGAUUGUUUCUUUUACCCAUGUCUUAGGUUUUGAAUUAAAAUAUAAAAGUACACUGAGUGGGCACAGUGCUCCUGUUUUGGCGUGUGCUUUUUCUCAUGAUGGGCAGAUGCUAGUCUCAGGAUCAGUGGAUAAGUCUGUCAUAAUAUAUGAUACUAAUACUCACAAUGUACUUCACACAUUGACUCAGCAUACCAGGUAUGUCACAACUUGUGCCUUUGCACCCAGUGUCCUUUUACUUGCUACUGGUUCGAUGGACAAAACAGUGAACAUCUGGCAAUUUGACCUGGAAACACUUGGCCAAGCAAGGAGCACAGAAGAUCAGCUGAAACAAUUUACUGAAGACUGGUCAGAGGAGGAUGUCUCAAUGUGGCUUUGUGCACAAGGUUUAAAAGACCUUGUCAGUAUUUUCAAGAUGAAUAACAUUGAUGGAAAAGAACUGUUGAAUCUUACAAAAGAAAGUCUGGCUGAUGAUUUGAAAAUUGAAUCUCUAGGCCUACGUAGUAAAGUGCUGAGGAAAAUCGAAGAGCUCAGGAACAAGAUGAAUUCCCUUUCCUCUGGAAUUCCUGAUGAAUUUAUAUGUCCAAUAACUAGAGAACUUAUGACAGAUCCUGUCAUCGCGUCGGAUGGAUAUUCAUAUGAAAAAGAAGCAAUGGAAAACUGGAUCAGCAAAAAGAAACGUACAAGUCCCAUGACAAAUCUUGUUCUUCCUUCAGUGGUACUUACACCAAACAGAACUCUGAAAAUGGCCAUAAACCGAUGGCUAGAGACACAGCAAAAGUAAAAUUGUUGGGCUGGGUGUGGUGUCACAAUCUUGUAACCCCAGCUACUUAACAGGUGGUCCAAGGCUGGCUGGGGA
Castor canadensis (American beaver) is the source of this 2107-nucleotide messenger RNA. Lineage: Eukaryota; Metazoa; Chordata; Mammalia; Rodentia; Castoridae. The record is from RefSeq and is a predicted model, not a curated record.